AUGAGUGACAUUCCCCCUAAGGGAGUCAUCCUGCCAGACCUUCCUAAUGAGAUCAUGCUUGGGAUAUUUCAUCGUUGUGAUGCAAGAACGCUUUUAAGUGUUCGAUCAACAUGCCGCUAUUGGAGAAACAAACUUAACUCCUAUGAGUUCAUAACAGAAAUGGGAACAAGAUGGAAAAGCAAUGGUUGCUCCCUCUUUGCACAUUUCGGAUUCUCAUCUAGGUGGGCUACUCCCCUAGAUUGGAUGAUGAAAAUUAAUGCAUGGAGUGGUCAAACCUCUGCAUUCCAAUUUCCAUUUUUGUUAACACAAGAGGGAUGGUUUCACAUUAUUGGUGUUCAGAAUGGUAUAUUUUGUAUACGUUAUUGUUCUAUGGGGAAAAGAACCUUUAUACUUACUUGGAACCCAACAACUAGGAAGUCUAGCAUCAUGAAUGAUCCUGGAAAACAUUAUUGUGAUGAUUGUGCUUUUUUCUUCUCAUUUGUUUACUAUCCCAGGUCCGUUAAUUAUGCAGUUGUCCACCUAUUCAAGGAAAAGCCCGAAAGUCCUGGAUGGACAUUAACAAUGUCUACAAAUUUAGUCAGGGGUUGGAAUGUGUCGCUCACAUGUCCACCCUACGUUGAUAGACUGGAUCCUGAUUACGUUUCCCUUGAUGGUGUUAUUUAUUGGGUAAGUUGCUUACUUCAUGAGGAGGAUGUUGACCCUCCAUGUAUUGUAUCAUUCUCUGUAGUAACAUUUACUUUUCAUAAAUAUUCCCUUCCAACUGAAGCUCAUGCCCAUUGCCUUAAUCUGUUGAUCCGAAAUGAUAAGCUCUGUCUGGCUACAAAUAAUCAUGAUGAUCAGUCAUAUAGCUCUACCAUUUGGCAAGCUGAUGCUAUCAAUGAUGAUAUUAUUUGGAGCAAGCUAUAUACGUUUAAUGGUAUUGGGGUUCCUUACAUACCUGCACUAUUUGUUGAUGAUAACCUUUUACACAUCAUGGAAAGGCAUCUACCAAUGCUGGAUAUGGAUGGCACGGUGGAAGAGGACAAUUCUAUUUGUGACGAUCACGAUGAAACACAUGAAGACCAUGCUGAAGAACCACAUAAUUUACCGCCUGACACUAUGUUGCAAAAUGAAAGAGAAGGUUAUUUAGAUAUGGGGGAUCCAGAUUUUGAGUGCGAGCACUGUGGCGCUAGGUUCUGGUAUGAUGAACGAAUUGAUAGACAUUAUAAUUCAAGAAAUCCUAAAUUCACUUUAUGUUGCCGUCGAGGUCAAGUGCAGCUACCAAGACUACAACAACCACCAGAAAUUCUUGAUGAGUUAUUCUUUGGCUCAGAUGCAAAAGCUAUUCAUUUCCAAAAUAAUACUCGCACAUAUAAUAGCAUGUUUGCUUUUACUUCGUUUGGGGGGAAAAUAGAUAGAUCCGUUAACAACAAUAGUCGAGGACCCCCUACCUUCAUUUUGCAUGGUCAGAAUUAUCACCUUAUGGGAAGUUUAUUGCCUCAAGAAGGAGCGUCAGCAAAAUUUGCUCAACUAUACAUUUAUGACACUCAAAAUGAGAUUAAAAACCGGACUUCAGUUGUAAGUUCUGACAAAGACGCAGAUAAAUGGAAUGUUCACAUAGUUUCAGACAUUAUACAAAUGCUAGAUACACAUAAUGUUCUUACCAAAUCUUUUCGUUUGAUGCGGGAUGUCCUGACUAAUAAUCCCCAAACAAACGUGCGUCUUAAGCUCAUUGGAAAAAGGGGUAGAGAUGGAAGAACAUACAACUUGCCAUCAGUUGAUGAGGUUGCAGGCUUGGUUGUCGGAGAUUUUGAUCCACAUACACAAGGAAGGGAUAUUAUUGUUGAAACAAAGUCUGGUGAACUUAAACGGAUUUCUGAACUACAUCCGUCAUACCUAGGAUUACAAUACCCUUUAUUGUUUCCAUAUGGUGAAGAUGGUUGGAGGGAAAAAAUUUCAUUGAAUAUAGUUAACACCAAUCCUAACAAUGAAAGCUCCUAUGUAAGUAUGAGGGAUUUCUUUGCUUUCAGAAUACAACAUAGAAAUUUACGUGAGGGUGUUUUGAUCUAUUCUCGAAGACUUUUUCAACAAUUCAUAGUUGAUGCCUACUCAAUGAUUGAAGCUUCUAGGUUGAAAUAUGUGUACUCAAAACAAAAAGAAUUUAGAGCUGAAAUCUAUAAGGGACUAAAAGAUGCAAUUCUCAAUGGAGAAACUGAAGCAUCUAACAUUGGAAAGCGCAUUAUUCUACCGGCAACCUUUACAGGUGGACCAAGAUAUAUGAUCCAAAAUUAUCAAGAUGCAAUGGCCAUCUGCAGAUCAAUUGGUUAUCCAGAUUUAUUUAUUACAUUUACUUGCAAUCCACAAUGGGAAGAAAUCAAACGUUAUUGCAAAGAGACCAACUUGAAGCCUGAAGACAGACCUGAUGUAAUUUGCAGGUUAUUCAAAGCAAAGUUGGAGAAGCUUAUCAAAGACAUUCAUAAAAAUAGAAUUUUUGGUGUUUCCAAAGCAGUGAUAUAUACCAUCGAGUUCCAGAAACGUGGAUUGCCACAUGCGCAUAUAUUACUAUUUCUUGCAGCAGAAUAUAAAUAUCCUUCUCCAGAAGAUAUUGACAAAAUCAUAUCAGCUGAGAUCCCAGAUCCAUUACAUGAUCCAAAUUAUUAUGAAGCAGUUAAGCAUUUUAUGGUACAUGGGCCAUGUGGGCUUGCAAAGAAAAACUCCCCUUGCAUGGAAAACGGUCAGUGCAUUCGUCAUUUUCCAAAAAAAUUCGUUGAUUUUACUACCAUUGAUCAAAAUGGAUAUCCAAUAUAUAGGCGUCGAGAUGAUAAUAGAACCAUUGAGGUUUCAGGUAUUGAGUUGGAUAAUCGUUAUGUUGUGCCUCAUAAUAGAUUCCUAUUGUUAAAAUAUGGUGCUCAUAUAAAUGUUGAGUGGUGCAAUCAAUCACGUUCAAUCAAGUAUCUAUUCAAGUACAUUAACAAAGGAAAUGAUAGAGUAACAGCAUCUUUCUAUUCAAAUUCAGCAGUUGAUCGUCCUAAUUUCAUUGUAGAUGAAAUAAAAAUGUUUCAUGAUUGUCGCUACAUCUCUCCAUGUGAAUCUGCUUGGAGGAUAUUUGCAUAUGAUAUACAUUAUAGGAAACCAUCAGUUGAACGGCUGAGUUUUCACUUGCCUGAUGAGCAGACAGUUCUAUUUGAAGAUAACGACACAUUGCAAACCACGGUAAACAGAGCAACAAUCAAAGAAUCAAUGUUCAUAGCAUGGUUCAAAGCAAAUGCAACUUAUGAAUCAGCCAGACUAUUAACUUACAAUGAAUUCCCAACUCAUUUUGUCUGGAAACGAAGCAUCAGAACUUGGGAACCAAGAAAAAGUGCUCAAGUAAUUGGUAGAUUAUUCUUUGUCCCACCAUCAUCCGGUGAAUUAUACUAUCUUAGAAUGCUAUUGAAUAUUGUAAGAGGUCCAACAAGUUAUGAAGAUGUUAAAACAUACAAUGGUGUCAUCUACUCUUCAUUUAGAGAUGCGUGUUAUGCACGAGGUUUAUUAGAUGAUGAUCAAGAAUAUGUUGACGCAAUUGAAGAAGCAAGUCAUUGGGGAUCUGGACACUAUGUGCGCAAACUUUUUGCAACACUUUUGUGGUCAAACACAAUGGUACGACCUGAGGCCGUUUGGGAAAAAAGUUUUGGGCUAUUAUCAGAUGGCAUACUACAUGAUCAUAUCACCAUGUUUAACUCACCAGAUUUGACUCUGUCUGAAUCUGAGUUAUUACAACUGACUCUGAUUGAAAUCGAGCAAAUACUUAAUAGUAACGGAAAGACACUGCGUGAUUUUCCAACAAUGCCAUAUCCUAAUAUGGAAAACAUAAACCUUCAACGGCGGGGAAUUAUGCAAAAUAAAUUAAUACUUGAUGAACUAUCUUAUGAUCGUGUUUUCUUAGCAGAACAACACAGUCAAUACUUAGCACAAAUGACAUCGGAACAGAAGACCGUUUAUGAUAAAAUUAUUGCUGCCGUGAACUCAAAUUCAGGAGGAGUUUUCUUUUUAUAUGGAUAUGGAGGUACAGGUAAGACUUUUAUUUGGAAAACAUUAUCUGCUGCUAUUAGGUCAAAAGGUGAAAUUGUCUUAACAGUUGCUUCGAGUGGUAUAGCAUCUCUUUUAUUACCUGGAGGAAGAACAGCUCAUUCCAGAUUUGCAAUACCUCUUACUCCUGAUGAAUAUUCUACUUGCAACAUUAAACAAGGAAGUCCAUUGGCAGAGUUAAUUUCUGAAACAAAACUUAUUAUUUGGGAUGAAGCACCAAUGAUGAAUAAGUUCUGUUUUGAAGCACUAGAUCGGACUAUGAGAGACUUGCUUCGUUCUACUAAUGAUUCAAGUUUAUCAUUACCUUUUGGUGGUAAAACUGUAGUCUUUGGCGGAGAUUUCAGGCAAAUUCUUCCAGUUAUCACAAAAGGGUCUCGACAGGACAUUGUUAAUGCUUCAAUUAACUCUUCUUACCUGUGGCAUGAGUGCCAAAUUUUGAGCUUAACACAGAAUAUGAGAUUAAGAACUUCAACUGGAAUUCACAAUAGUGAGGAAUUGAAAUCGUUUGCAACGUGGAUCUUGAAUGUAGGUGAUGGAAGGCUUGGACAACUAGAAGAUGGAUGUGGGUUAGUUGACAUACCACAAGAACUUUUACUGACAGAUUUUAAUGACCCAAUCCAAGCAAUUGUUGAAGCAAUUUAUACUGACUAUCUAAAGGACUAUUCAAACAUACAACAUUUGCAAGGAAGGGCUAUCCUUGCGCCAACUAUUAGCGUUGUUGAAGAAGUUAAUGAUUACAUGCUCUCUUUGAAUAACAAUGAAAUGAAAAGAUACCUAAGUUCAGAUUCGCCUUGCUUUAAAGAAGGAGAUAAUGACACAUUAGCUAGCAUACACACUCCAGAAUUUUUAGCAAGUAUAAAAUCACCAGGUCUCCCAAACCAUGAACUCUGUUUUAAAGAAGGUUGUCCUGUAAUGUUGAUUCGAAAUAUUGAUCAUUCAGCCGGUCUGUGUAAUGGAACUAGAUUGGUUAUCACAAGGCUAGGCAACAAAGUAAUCGAAGCUAAGGUCUUAUCAGGAAGCAAUAUUGGAGAAAAGGUGUUCAUUCCAAGAAUGACCUUAACCCCGUCAGAUGGAAAAUUACCAUUCAAAUUUCAAAGAAGACAGUUUCCUUUGAUGUUAUCAUAUGCAAUAACCAUAAAUAAAAGUCAAGGUCAAUCUUUAAAUCAUGUUGGGUUGCUACUUAAGCAACCUGUUUUUACACAUGGACAACUUUAUGUAGCUGUUUCAAGAGUUACUAACAAAGAUGGACUAAAGAUCAUAAUAUCUCAUGAUCAAUCCAACAAUUCCACAUCAACAUAUAAUGUGGUCUAUCAAGAAGUUUUCAGAAAUAUUUAA
This is a messenger RNA of Arachis stenosperma, 5382 nucleotides long. RefSeq lists its product as uncharacterized. Lineage: Eukaryota; Viridiplantae; Streptophyta; Magnoliopsida; Fabales; Fabaceae. Gene Ontology annotation, molecular function: DNA helicase activity; protein binding. The record is from RefSeq and is a predicted model, not a curated record. Gene Ontology annotation, biological process: telomere maintenance; DNA repair. The transcript has 7 exons. Bases 1 to 5382 code for a protein of 1793 amino acids.